This is a messenger RNA of Hydractinia symbiolongicarpus, 4605 nucleotides long. RefSeq lists its product as uncharacterized. The record is from RefSeq and is a predicted model, not a curated record. Lineage: Eukaryota; Metazoa; Cnidaria; Hydrozoa; Anthoathecata; Hydractiniidae. The coding region runs from base 750 to 3521 and encodes 923 amino acids. The transcript has a single exon. Gene Ontology annotation, molecular function: protein binding; ADP binding.
GUGAUGUCAACCGUUGAUUUGAAUUGAUAAUUGAUCUGUGACGUCUUCAAGCUUUCUACGAAACUAUUGUAUAUCCGAAACUGAUAAAACGCAAGCCCUUACUUGCUUAUUACUAGUUUCGGAUAUACAUAUAACAAAAGAUAUAACAAAAAUGUCAAAACAAAAGCAUUCUCAAACUCUUCCAGGAGCCCUUUUCGAUUUUUUUAUGUUGGGAAUGGUGCGAAAAAACCCGCGCCUUUUUUAACAUAGAAAAGCGAAAGGGAACAAGGUUAAAGCAUUCUCAUAUCUUUUAAACCAUUUAAAUUUUUGAGUUUCAUCUGUGAAUACGUAAGAGAAUUAGUUUUAGCCGGAACGAAAAAGAAAGAAAAGAAAGAAAAGAAAGAAAGGCAUUCGUAAACCUGAAGAAAAGAAAAAAAUCCAUGGGGACGAAUGGUUAUUAUUAUUAACUAUGUUGGAUCUUAAAAUAAGAAAAAGUAAUAACAAAAAAAUUAAAAUUGACCUGUAACUAUUUAUUCAAUACCCACUCCAUCCGCGUGUCAGAAAAAAAAAAAGAGCCCCGGGGACGAGGUUGAGCCCAAAUCAUUAUAAUAUCGGAAAUUAGCAAUCUCUAAUCUUGCAUCUUCUGCGAUGAAGUGUGAUUAUUGAAUCUCUGAGGUGAAGUGUGAUUUAAUCAAACAAAAACAACAACUUGGUAAGAAUUAAAAGCUCUAUAAAAAUUAUAAAAGAUUGUUUAUGUCAAGGAAGUUGAGAUGAGUUCAACAUUGGUUAUAACAGAUCAAGAAGAAAAUGGGUUACGCUUACAGCUUCUGCUGGAGAAGUGUGAUGAAACCUUGAAGAACUUUUUUCAUCGUUCGUAUUCUAGAGAUCCAAGUAAACUCUACAAUGAACUUUUAAAUGUAAAAUCCAAAUUGAAAUAUUUAAAACAGAGAGGAUUAUUAUCUCAGACACAAUGGGAAUUAUUACUUCCAAAGAAUCAAAAGACCGAUUCAAGUGUAUUUGAUGUGACAUUGAAAAGUUUGUUAAUCAGAGAAAUCUGCAAUGUAAAAGCGCCCCACACCGGUUGGUCAAAGGACCCCUGUGCUGGUGACAGGUCGGAUGGAGCGAAUGUUGUUCGAAUAAGACACGCUAGAAACUUCUUGCAGCAUCAUUCAAUAAUUUUAAACCACAAUGAAUAUCAAAAAAUCUGGACUAAGCUUUCUACAUCUAUGAUCGGUUUAGGAUGUGAUCCUCAGGAAAUAAUUAACAUUAGCCAAAAGGUAUUGGACGUUGGAACAAUUCAAAAGUUACAACAAGUUGAAAAUGACUUGGCACAGUCACAGUCUGUCAUCACACACCUUCAGAACUGUCUGGAAAGUAUCUGGUGGAAUGUAUCGCCAAGUGUUCAUAACUUUACUGGCAGAGAGGAAGAAGUUAUAGCCUUACAUGACACUAUCACGAAGCUAGGAAAUUUGAGCUAUGGAGUUGUGAUAACCGGCAUGGGAGGUGUUGGCAAGACUGAAAUGGCGAAACAUUACUGCUACAGUUAUGGGGAAAAUUAUUUUGAAAGUAAUGUUGUAUGGAUUGAUGCUGAUGGUACCAAUGCCUUAGAAAGUUCUUUCUAUAAGAUAGCUGAAUAUCUAGGAAUACCUGUAAAAGAUUUGUAUGGAAAUGCCUCGAACAUAAAGACAAUUGCAGCCAAAGUUUAUCGUUUCUUCGCCAAUAGGAAGGGUUUGUUUAUUUUUGAUAAUGUGCACGAUUUAAACGAAAUGGAAGAUUUCUUACCGACCUCACUUCCUUCUCAUAUGAAGAAACCAACUAUUUUGAUCACAUCCCAAUUUACAAAUUGGGGAAACAAUUUUAUCACUCAGAAUCUUGGUACAUUCUCCAAACGUGCAGCCGAAAGGUUUAUUGCAGAUAACCUGACAAUGGAAUGCUAUCAGAAUGAACUUGUUAUAGAAGAACUGGCUUCAUUGGUGGAGUUUUUACCACUUGCACUGCAGCAAGCUGUAUCAUACAUACAACGCAAUCAAAUUACCAUAGGUCAAUACAUUCAUCUUUUCAACAAAAAUUCGAAAGCAGUCUUUACCGCUUCAGUCACAGGCAUGCUGUACAAGCACACAGUAUUUACAACUUGGAAUCUAGCUUUGGAAAAGCUACGUAAUAUGAAGGCGAAGCUGCCGUUACAUUUAAUAAGAAUGAUGUCUUUUCUACAUGGCAAGUUCAUCCAAAAAGAUAUUCUAAUAACUGACGUAAUAAAGGAAACCGAAAUAAACGAAGCAUUGUUAGUUUUGCUGUCAUAUUCUUUGGUUUCUGUUUCGAGAGAAAACAACAAAGUAAAUAUAACUAUGCAUUCGUUGAUGCAGAUCGUCGUGAGAGAAACAUCUCCACCUAAUUAUGCUGAUUUAACAUUAGAUCUUUUGCAAAAAAGAAUAAAAAUGUCCACACUGGAUCAGUUUCAUUUUGGAGAUGGUUGGAUAGAGCAUAUUAUGAAUGUUUUUCAAGUUGCAAAUUUCGAUAAAAGGUUAAUGCAACGAUUCUUUGAACUGCGUAUUUGCAUUAAGCAGGCACUUUUAAAUAAAGGUAAAUUCAUGCAAUGCGCAUAUUUUUCGAGAUUUGUUUCAGAACAAAUCAAACUGAAUGUUACUCCUGAGAUUUCGCAUAUUUAUAAUGACAUUAAAUCGGAUGUUGCAAAAUCAUUGCAAUAUGCUGGCCGUUUCGAAGAAGCUAACGCAAUAUUUAUGGAUAUUAUUAACGAAGAGGAAUCUUUAAGGCGACAUCACCGAGUUAUCAUGAAGAGAUAUUCUUUAGCAAUAUGCUAUCUUUUUCAAGGGAAUUAUACGGAUAGUUACUCCACAUUAAAAAGCGUAAAAGAAGCGAUAAUCCAUACAUGGGGUGAGUUAAGUCCAUCGCUUAACGGUGUUGAACACGCGUUAGGGUUAUGUUUAAUGAAUACAGGCAAAUUUCACAAAGCGUUGAAAAUAUUUAAGGACGUUGAGGAAUAUGGCGAACAGAACUACAAGAAGAUAACAAAAAUGAAUGAACAAUAUGAUAUAAUGAGACAAGAAGGCAUGCUACCUGAAGUACUCACUGUGCGAAGCUGCAUAGCUACGUGUUUAAGUUCCCUUGGUAAGAACAAAAAAGCUUUAAAAUUGUUUCAAGAAGUUGAAGAUAAACGCAGGAGAGAACUUGGUGAUUUACAUCCAUUGACUUUGCAAGAGAAAUGCAACACAGCAACAUGUUUAGCUCAAAAAUUUUCUUUGGAGAGAGGUAUGGAGUUGUUGGACGAGGUUGAGACGCAGCAAAUAGAAAUGCUUGAAGACAAUCUUCACCCACAUGUUCUAAACACAAAGUUUAAUAUUGCGACGUCGUACAUGAAAAGAAAACGUUAUGAACAAGCACUGGAUGUUUUCGAGCCACUGUUGUAUAAUCAGUGUCAGGUUUUGGGACAGGAUCAUCCAAAAUCUCGAAUCACGAAGCAAUAUAUAGUACAAUGCAAAGAUAGGCUAAGCAAACGGGGUUGUAGAAGAUACUUAAGAAGAUAAUUUUUCGGUUUUUUGCAGAAAUAAAAUAUUUUUUUAUCGUAAUAAUAUGAGCGGCGUGUCUCUGUAUUAAUAAGGCCCGCAUUCUGUCUGUUCAAAAUGGCUUUGCCGCAGCUUCAAUUCGUGUCCCCUGCAGAGUAAAUAAGCUGAUAUGAUGGACGAACCCGUGGAUAGCUACAUUAACGCAAUUAUUCACGGCUCGUCCUCAAAGACCUCAUGAAUAUACGUUUAAAAGCAUGUCCUUCAUCAACUGUUUGCGCAUUAUGUUUCGCGCAUAUAAAAUUUGGUUGCUAAAAAACACUGCUACAGUUUGUUGCAGGUUUGUUCUUUUUAAAAUAAGUUACCAGGGUGUAAUUAUUGUUCUUUACGUCUUUUUUAUCAUUUUGCACUCCACCAAGGAGGCAAAGAUUAGCACAUCAAGACUUGAAGCUUUAAGAAAAAAGGGCGAAUGUCAGAUCAGACAGUGAUGAUAUUAAAACUUAGCUUAGUAUCAAAUAAUGAAAUUAAAAAGAAGUUUAGAAAAUUUAAGUAGAGGAAACCAUGGAUACCUUACUAACACUAAUUUGCGCGCGUAUCAAUUUUCGCGUCGCAAGAACACGACAACUAUUUCGCGCGUAUUAACUUGCCAUUAAUAGCAAUCGUCGCUAAUUUCAUAUAUUUGUCAGAAAUUUAGCGGGUUUUUUAAUUCCGCAAAAUAUGUUUUUUUGCAAACCACAAGAAUAUAUUAUAUUCCGCAAAGGUUUGGGCAGUUUAAGCAUUAAAUUCCGCGAUAUUACUGUCUUUUUAUCUGGUUAUCUCAUUUUACUUGCAAUCUCAGACAACAUAUUGAAAAUGAGAGUAAAAUUUCAUUCAAUUAGUCUAUAAUAGACAUGCGCUAUGCAAAAUUGUUAUGGUUUAUUUGUUCAUGAUCACCAAUACGCUUUCGGUCGUCAGUUGAUUUGGUCAAUUUUUUCCGUUUUUCUCGAUUUUUCCGACUUUAACGGGUCGUCACGGUAAUUCGCACACAACAAAAACUGUGAGCAGCGUAAUUAGUACACGACACAUGACCCCCCCUUCCUAGUCAAAAAAAUUUCGGUAGUAUGCCGAU